GGUUCCUUGAAAACCCUAGAUCGCCUCUUCCGUAAAACGACAAUCACCUCGAGUCCCUAAUCCAUCACCCUCCCCCCUCUCUCCUCAACCUCCUCAGCAAUUUAAUCAAAAUUCUUCUCCCAUUAUCGAUCUUAUAACAGAGCGAGAGGACAGGGAGAGGACAGAGAGAGAGAGAGAGAGAGGGAUGAGAGAAAUGGCGAUCUCUCUCGAUGGCGUGAGGGACAAGAACGUGAUGCAGCUGAAGAAGCUCAACACCGCCCUCUUCCCCGUCCGCUACAACGACAAGUACUACGCCGACGCCCUCUCCUCCGGCGACUUCACCAAGCUCGCUUAUUACAGCGAUAUCUGCGUGGGGUCGAUCGCGUGCCGGCUCGAGAAGAAGGAGGGAGGGGCUGUCAGGGUUUAUAUCAUGACCUUGGGGGUUUUGGCCCCGUACCGCGGUCUGGGGAUCGGUACAAAGUUGUUGAAUCAUGUCCUGGAUCUCUCUGCGAAGCAGAACAUCUCAGAAAUAUAUUUGCAUGUUCAAACAAACAAUGACGAUGCCAUCACCUUCUACAAAAAAUUUGGAUUCGAGAUCACAGAGACGAUUCAAAAUUAUUACAUGAAUAUUACCCCACCAGAUUGCUAUGUCCUCAGUAAAGCUAUUGUCCAAGCUGACUCCAAGAAAUGAGUAUCCAAGCUGCUCUUUAUGUAUAAACCUAUUUAAUCCAAUGUCACUGAUGCCUGGAGAAGAAACUGUAGGUGCUCAAGUCAUGGUCAGCUGCAAGUUUUUGUUUUGUUUUAAGAAUUUAUUAUUCUUCUUGUUUGCUGGACUUUUGUUCUUCUGAACCAUUUUGCUAUUUUCCAUGAAAAUGAGCUUUUUAUUACCAUUUCCCAAA
Messenger RNA from Asparagus officinalis (garden asparagus), 878 nucleotides. Its product is annotated as N-alpha-acetyltransferase 50. The record is from RefSeq and is a predicted model, not a curated record. The coding region runs from base 185 to 670 and encodes 161 amino acids. Gene Ontology annotation, cellular component: cytoplasm; NatA complex. The transcript has 3 exons. Gene Ontology annotation, molecular function: N-acetyltransferase activity. Gene Ontology annotation, biological process: mitotic sister chromatid cohesion. NCBI's taxonomy places the organism in Eukaryota, Viridiplantae, Streptophyta, Magnoliopsida, Asparagales, Asparagaceae.